This is a messenger RNA of Capsaspora owczarzaki ATCC 30864, 1041 nucleotides long. RefSeq lists its product as hypothetical. The record is from RefSeq and is a predicted model, not a curated record. Lineage: Eukaryota; Filasterea; Ministeriida; Capsasporidae. Bases 103 to 957 code for a protein of 284 amino acids. The transcript has 2 exons.
ACAACCUUUCAACCAACCUUCGUUGCUUGUUUCACUUCAGUGUUUCGACCCUUUUGUCUCGCGUUAUAUUACUUUUAUAGCAGUUCCAAGUAAUAGGUCACCAUGUCUGUCGACGUUAGCCACAGUAUCUCCAUUGAAACAAACAAGGAAAACUUUGAAUUGAGCGAAAACGUUGCCUCGAAAUUUUCGUCCUUCUCUUCUUCAAUGCAAGUCAGCAACGCCGCGACGUCAAGAGCACCGUUUGCGCAAACGUCUGCCAACCGCUUCAAUGUUAACAUGGACCACUCGACGCAAUCCAAGCUCCGAUUCGGAUGCUUUGCCUUUUCCAAGCCAACCACGAUCGAAUCCGCCUGCAACAGCAACAUCCGUCAAGAAGAAAACCAAGAAAACGGUUCCUCGUCGUCCAGCACACCAGUUGCUCCGCGAUCAGUCGAUCAGUCACCCGUCGUGGCCUCUAGUGUCGAAUUCCAAUCACCGGUUCUGCCAAGAUUGCAAAAAUCCGGCGCGAGCAGCGAUGUGCAAGGAUCGAUUUCCGACAACCAAGUGACGGAGCGUCUCGCCAUGCUCUCGCCCCGGCAACAACAGCAGCGAUCGGUGGAGCGAUUGCAACUACGUCUGCAAAUGUCUGCGUCUGCCCGUCAACGCGGAUCUGACUCGCUUUCUCGCUCGAUCGUGUUUGCCGACUUGAAGCGAAGGCACUCGCUGGCCCGGCUCGAGUUUGCCCCUGCAUCACCCGUCCAAACACAAGCAACUGGUGCCGUUCAAUCGACUUUGUCAAGUACAGCAUCGCCGUCAGCAGCGGCGUCGGCAUCGUGCCCAGCAACCCCUACCGUGCUGUCCACUUCGCGGCACGGCCCAUUGACCGUCAGCGUAGUAGCAAAAGGCACUCUUCAACGUGCUCGGCAAGCCUCGUGUGUAGCAGUCCCGUCUUCAUCGUGGUGCUACGAGUUUUCUUAACAGCAAAGAAGGGGUGUAGGUUGUUGUACUUGGGAAUGUGUUAUGUGUGGUACUUGUUCUGUUCAAUGUUUUGUUGGUGUUGCU